Effrenium voratum is the source of this 426-nucleotide messenger RNA. The record is from the annotation of a GenBank genome assembly. Lineage: Eukaryota; Dinophyceae; Suessiales; Symbiodiniaceae.
AUGUGGGGCUUCGGGCCUGUGCCAGCUGAGAGCGCCGCGCAGCGCAAGGACCCACGCUGGGCUGAGGCUCGCCCUGCCGGUUUGGAGAUCAGAGGGGCCGGCGGUUUGCUGGGCGAUCACUGGACCAAUGGCAUUUACGAGUUGGAGGCGUCCGAUGCCGAUGCGCCGCCGGUCUACGCGUUGCGCGCGGGGCCCUUCGAGCGGUUCCUCUACUGGGACACAGAGCAGUACUGGCGUUUGGGCAGCUGUGAGUACAAGGAUCAGGCCAAAGCCUCUGCUGGCUCCAUGCGCAGCGCCGAGCAGGUCCCUCCGGGCACUCCGCCUACCGCGGUCGCGGCUUGGAUGGUCCGGGUGGGCUUCGACGUGUGGAUGCCGCAGGAGGUCAUCAUCAAACGCCUGGGCCAAAACGGCUAUUCCGCCGGCUAG